AUGAAAAGCGAGCCUAAGCAGAGCUGUGUUUGGGUGCAGGGCAGCGAAAACGAGGACGAUCUGUACGGCGGCGCGUGGUGCGCCGAGCCAGAGGAGACUAACCACUGGUUCGAGGUCGAUGCUCGCCGAGAGGUGGAGUUCACCGGGGUCAUCACUCAGGGAAGAAACUCGGAGACAAUCGAGGAUUUCGUGUCGUCCUACUUCGUGGCGUUCAGUAACGACAGCCGUGACUGGACGACGCUGCAUGAUGGCUACGCUGAAUGGUUGUUCUAUGGGAACGUGGAUAAGGACACGCCGGUGAUGAGUCAGUUUUCUACGCCGGUGGUGGCGCGUUACAUCCGCAUCCUGCCUCAGAGCUGGAACGGCAGCUUGUGCCUCCGAGCCGAGAUCCUGGCCUGUCAGCUACCCA
This is a messenger RNA of Plectropomus leopardus (leopard coralgrouper), 409 nucleotides long. The record is from RefSeq and is a predicted model, not a curated record. NCBI's taxonomy places the organism in Eukaryota, Metazoa, Chordata, Actinopteri, Perciformes, Serranidae.